CAACACCAGAGCCAAGUGCAUAUAAAUAUGUAGGUAAGAAUAUUGUUCGACAGAGUGGAGACCCAUCAAUAAGUCGGGACCCAUCAAUAAGUUUUGACCCAUCAAUAAAUCUUGACCCAUCAAUAAGUCGUGACCCAUCAAUAAAUAGUAGAUCCAAGUCACGUAGCGCAAGCUUUGAAACCUUAACGAAUAAGCGUCCAUAUGUUCUAAAUGAAAAAAGUCAAAGCUUUUAUAUUCCAAAUAAUGAGAAAAUAGAGGAGAUAAAUCCUAAUAUCUUUAAUAUACGCGCUACAUCAUCAUUAUUUGAUAGUCGUCAACCACAAAUAAUUUUGAUAGCUCGUUAUUCACCAUCAAAAAGUAUAAUUCCAGUUUUAAAUACAUUAAAGAAACGAGGAGAUGAUCUAGGGAAAAGAGAUAUUUAUAAGAAAAAAACGGUAUUUCAUAGUCUUAUAUGGAAUGAUGAUUUAUUUGAAAUAACAUUUGAACGAUCCAAAAAGAUUCCUCGUCAUGAUCGAUUUCGAGCAGUAAUACGAUGGUUAAUAUCAAAUGGUUUAGACAUAGAUGCAACAGAUAAUUUUGGAUGGACAGCACUUCAUGAAGCAAUAUGGAAACGUAAAGAACCAGGAGUAGUUUUAGCAUUAUUGGAAAAUAAUGCCAAUCCGAAUACACCAGAUAAUUUUGGAUUAACACCAUUACAUCAAUGUCUAGAUAUUUUACGUAAAACAAAAAGAGAUGAUGAAAAUUCCAAUGUUUUUACAAUAAUAAGAUUACUUUUACAUUCAGGAGCCGAUCCAAAUCUAACAUUACCCGAUUAUACAUUAACACUUUCAGGAGCAUCAUUACCAAAUUGUUUAUUUGCAGCAGUUUAUCUUGGACUUCCAUUGGAUAUUAUUGAAUUAAUGAUUAAAAGAGGAGCAGAUGCUACAUCCACAACAUUUAUGGGAUUAUUCUUGCUUGAUUUUGCAUCAAAAGUUAAUAAUACAUAG
Racocetra fulgida is the source of this 986-nucleotide messenger RNA. The record is from the annotation of a GenBank genome assembly. NCBI's taxonomy places the organism in Eukaryota, Fungi, Glomeromycota, Glomeromycetes, Diversisporales, Gigasporaceae.